CCGGCUCCGGGUUGGGGGGGGCGGGGGAAAAUGGCGGCAGAACUGCUGCUGCUCAGCGAAAUCGCCGAUCCGACUCGUUUCUUCGCCGACAACCUGCUCAGCGCUGAGGAUUGGGACCGCACUCUCUAUAAUUGCCUUGAUGAAGUGACUGAGGAUCAAGUUCAGCUCUUCAGAUGUCUGGAGCAGGAUGUCCCGUUUGAUAGCGGCUCCAUGGACAUGAAUAUGAACAUCACCUCUCCUGAACCCCCAUGGGACCCACUGCCUAUCUUCCCAGACCUACAGGUGAAGUCAGAACCUUCUUCCCCUUCUCUCAGCUUUGAGUCUUCACUUCUGUUCACGGAGCCCCUUGGCCAGGUUUCUGUGGGGGAAGAGGUACUUGGUGUGAAGAUAGAAUCUCCUAGCUCUCCACACUGCCUUUUGGGGAAAGUUCUGAAACCUUCAUUUGGAGCUGUCCAGAUUAGUGUGGGCUUCACCCCAGAUGACCCCUCAGAUAUACAGACCAAGACAGAAUCCAUCUCAUCUUCUUCCUCUCUUAGCUCAGAGACCUCAUUGCUCUCCGAAGAAUUCCCCAGUAAGCCCUUUGUAGAAGAGGAGUCACUAGGAUUAAAAAAAGAAUCACCAGCCCCUCAACUCUGCCUUCUAGGAGAUGUCCUAACUUCCCCAUUUGGAUCAGCUCAGAUUAAUGUGGGUCCUAACCCUGAAGGUCCCUCAGGAAAGGCCCUACCCCACCAUAAGCCACCAUUGCCACCAAAACCUGUUAUGGUGACAAAUGUCCCAUUGUGCCUCCGAAAUUCACCUCCUAGUACUACAGUUGUAUUGCAGCCACUAGGCCAGCCUCCACCAGUCUCAUCUGGAUCUUCUGUAGUCCUUUUCCAGGGACCUGUACAAGUACAACCACCUAUAGGGGAGGGGUCAGCCCCCUCCACUCCCAGAUUGGAGAGGAAGAGCAUUGUUCCAGCUCCCAUGCUUGGGACUCCAUGUCUUCCAGAAGUGGAUGCAAAGGUGCUGAAGCGUCAGCAGCGGAUGAUCAAGAACCGUGAGUCAGCCUGUCAGUCCCGGCGGAAGAAGAAGGAAUACCUGCAGGGGCUGGAGGCCCGACUUCAAGUGGUCCUUUCAGACAACCAGCAGCUCCGCCGUGAGAAUGCAGCUCUCCGACGACGGCUUGAGGGGCUGCUGGCAGAGAACAGUGAGCUUAAGUUUGGGUCUGGGAACAGGAAGGUCAUCUGUGUCAUGGUCUUCCUCCUCUUCAUUGCCUUCAACUUUGGGCCUGUCAGCAUCAAUGAAGUACCUCCAGCUCCAGCCUCACCUCAGAUGGGCAGGGAAGAAUCUUGGCCCCAGAGGCACCUCCUAGAGUUCUCAGAGCAAGGGGUAGUUACCGGGCAGGACACCCAGGGCAUACCACUAGGCCACAAAGAAUCACAGCCCAGAUCUGCUGCAGGCCAGCCAUAUUUCAAGAAUCUAACAACCUUUUCCAAGGGAGCCAAGGAGCUAUUUCUGAGAGAUUUAGACCAGUUUUUCCUCUCUUCUGACUGUCGCCACUUCAACCGGACUGAGUCUCUCCGGCUUGCAGAUGAACUUAGUGGCUGGGUCCAGCGACACCAAAGUGGAAGAAAGAGGAGUUCUCAGCUCCGUAAAAUUAGAGAAAAACAGAAAUUUCACCAAUGGAAGAAACCACCUCCAGCCUGGUCAGUCCCUCCUCGACCCUCUGGUCCCCCUGAAAGGGACUCCGUGGGGCAGCUGCAGCUGUAUCAUCACCCCAGGCAUCCACAGCCAGAGUUCCUAGAUGCCAUUGACCGUCGGGAAGACACAUUUUAUGUUGUCUCCUUCCGAAGGGAUCACCUAUUGCUCCCUGCAAUCAGCCACAACAAAACUUCUCGUCCAAAGAUGUCUUUGGUGAUGCCAGCCAUGACCCCCAAUGAGACCCUGUCAGGCCGGGGAAAUACAGGGGACUAUGAGGUGAUGAUGCAGAUCGAAUGUGAGGUCAUGGACACCAGGGUCAUCCACAUCAAGAGUUCCACAGUGCCCCCCUCCCUUCGAAAGCAGCCCCCUCCUCCUUCGGGCAAUGCUUCAGGCAAUCCUUUGCCUUCUACACCCAGCUCUUCUAGGCAAACUCCUCAUCAGCCCUUCUAUCUUAGUCAUCCCUAAACAGCUCUGACUUGGAUUGACUGAAAGCUGAGAAUGAGAGAUUAGAGAAUGAGAAUCUCUACUUCAGGGUUUGACAUUUAUAAGGCACUUAUUUGAGGGUGGAACUGUAACUUCUAUCUAGUUCCCUUUUCUGUACAAAAGUUCCAUUUUUUUUUUUUUUUUUGGGUGGGCUCCUGCACAUACCUUUUAUUCUGCUAUUUCUCCAGUGUUGGGGAUGGAAGUUAGUCCCCAGGUGGGACUAAAGUUUUUACAUUUUGUGGGGAAAUUAUUGGGGGGAAAAGGGGAAAGGGGAUGAUUGAGAGGUAAUUGAUGUUUGUGUGUUCUUUUUUAUUAUUAAAUAAACAACUGAGAGGGAGUGAA
Messenger RNA from Antechinus flavipes (yellow-footed antechinus), 2505 nucleotides. It is a transcript of the gene ATF6B, whose product is annotated as activating transcription factor 6 beta. Gene Ontology annotation, cellular component: nucleus. The transcript has 18 exons. The record is from RefSeq and is a predicted model, not a curated record. The coding region runs from base 31 to 2145 and encodes 704 amino acids. Gene Ontology annotation, molecular function: RNA polymerase II cis-regulatory region sequence-specific DNA binding; DNA-binding transcription factor activity, RNA polymerase II-specific. NCBI's taxonomy places the organism in Eukaryota, Metazoa, Chordata, Mammalia, Dasyuromorphia, Dasyuridae. Gene Ontology annotation, biological process: regulation of transcription by RNA polymerase II; endoplasmic reticulum unfolded protein response.